Synchiropus splendidus (mandarinfish) is the source of this 647-nucleotide messenger RNA. RefSeq names its product dynein light chain Tctex-type family member 5 (gene dynlt5). The record is from RefSeq and is a predicted model, not a curated record. Gene Ontology annotation, cellular component: cytoplasm; cytoplasmic dynein complex. Gene Ontology annotation, molecular function: dynein intermediate chain binding. The transcript is spliced from 5 exons. The coding region runs from base 120 to 647 and encodes 175 amino acids. Lineage: Eukaryota; Metazoa; Chordata; Actinopteri; Syngnathiformes; Callionymidae. Gene Ontology annotation, biological process: microtubule-based movement.
AGAAAAUAGCCGAUAAUGAACAAGUGAAUGAGUGACGCGGUCGUUGCUAGUGGUUGCCAUGACGACACUAAACCGACCGCGAUAAACUCGCGUUUCAGGAGAGAGCGAGUCUGUUGAGGAUGUCCGACGUGUUCAAACACCAAAGACGGGAGAGGAAGGGCAGCAAAGUGGCCUCUGAGGCCAGCUAUGGCGUCCGAGGCACCAAGACAGCAGGCAGAACUAAAGACUCCAUCAGCACUGUAUCCAACAUCGAAGAACUAGGACAGCCUGAUGAAAAUGCUCAGCGGGCUGGGAAGCUUGAGAACCCCUAUCAGCAAGGGGCUUACAAACGCUUUCCAGUGUCUGCAGCCAAUGACAUUCUGAAGGACGUGCUCGCCAACUACCUCCAAGAGGAGAAGUAUGAGGUUGAGUGGGCUCGGCAAAUGACCAAAACAAUCUGCGAGGUGAUACAGUCUCGAGUUAAAGACCUGCUCAUCCCGCGAUACAAGAUUGUCACCCUGGUUCACAUUGGGCAGCUGGCUGGGCAGAGCAUGCAGAUCAACAGCCGCUGUCUCUGGGAUGCGUCCAACGACACGUUCGCGUCGCACUCUUUUAAGAACAGCUCCCUGUAUGGGGUUGCUACUGUCUAUGCUGUUUAUUUUGAAUGA